AUGCUUAACAGCUUGUUUGAUAAUGAGACUAUUUCGGCUAUCUUGAAAGGAGGCAAUCCUUCAGGCAUAGGAGAGGACAAUUGGUUCUGGACCUUAGAAUCUAAUGGUUACUUUUCUAGCAAGUCAGCUUAUAGGGCCCAAGCUGCAGAUCGAGUGAUUUCUUGUGAGGUCGCCCCGUCCUUGUGGAACAAGCUUUGGAACAGUAAAAUCCCUGAGAGGCUCAAGGUUCUUUGGUGGUGUAUCCUCUCUAAGGCUCUCCCUGUCCGUGUGGUCAUAGCAAGAAAAUUUCCUAUUGAGGAUGACAAGUGCCCUUUGUGCGGAGCAGCAGUCGAAACCAUGGAGCAUCUUUUCCUGUCUUGUGACUUUGCCUCUCACUUAUGGAGGUCAACCCCUUGGGGUAUCUACCCUAUUUGUGAUACUGGUAUUAGAAUGUGGGAUUGGGUCAAGUUCUUAUGGGACCUAAAAAGCAAAGGCAUUAAUGCUGAGGAGGCUUUCCUUUAUGCUUCAAUAAUUAUUGAUAAGAUUUGGCAAACUCGGAAUGAAAAGGUACACAACAACAGUUUUGUUGAUAUUUUUAAAUGCAUUGACACUAUUCGUUUUUCUUUUGCAGAUCACCAAGCUUACUUACUCCCUUGCCCCAAGUUGUGCUCGUCGGAUGUUUGGCGUCCUCCCCCUCAGGAUUGGUUGAAACUGAACUGCGACAUCAGAGUCGGGUUGGAUAGCAUGUGUGCAGGUGUGGUUGCAAGAGAUCACGUUGGCAAGGUGAUCUGGGUUACUACUUCUAAACUGGAGUUUGCUGAUGCUCUGUGUGGGGAAGCGGCGGCGUGCUGUUUAGCCUUAGAGGCGGCUAGGACUCUAGGUUUCCAUUUUAUUAUUGUUGAGAGUGAUUCGAGGGUAGUGAUCAAUGCCCUCAAUGAGAAAGAUUCCUGUUGGGAGCUUGCGAACUAUGUCUCUUUUUGUAACAGAAUCUCUCCCUCUUUUAUCGGUUGUAGUUUUGAACAUGUUAGUAGACUUUGUAAUUUUGCGGCCCAUAAUGUGGCCAAGUGGGCUUUUCCCCAUCAGAGGUUUGGAACUUUGUCUCCGACUUCCUUGCCCGACAAUCUUUUCUGUAAUGACCGACAUGUCUAA
Molecule: messenger RNA, 1128 nt
Organism: Cannabis sativa
Lineage: Eukaryota; Viridiplantae; Streptophyta; Magnoliopsida; Rosales; Cannabaceae
Exons: 1
Coding region: 1-1128 (375 amino acids)
Molecular function (GO): RNA-DNA hybrid ribonuclease activity; nucleic acid binding
Source: RefSeq, a predicted model, not a curated record